AUGCCGCUAGUGCCGCAGGACGUAAGAGGAGUGAGUAUCGGUUCAAUGUCAGAAGCGCAGCGUGUGAGGGAAGAGGGUGCUGCAGCUCAAACCAGCGAUGCAGAAGCCAAGCCUGUGCAGGUGGAUCUUCUGCUACAGCUGCAGCAAAUGAUGGCAGAGCAAGCGCGCCGCCAAGAAGAGCAAGCGCGCCGCCAAGAAGAGCAAGCGCGCCGCCAAGAAGAGCAAGCGCGCUGUCAGGCAGAACAGCUGCGGGAGCUGAAAGAAGAGCAAGCGCGCCGCCAAGAAGAGCAAGCGCGCCGCCAAGAAGAGCAAGCGCGCCGCCAAGAGGAGCAAGCACGCUGUCAGGCAGAACAGCUACGGGAGCAAGCACACUGUCAGGCGGAGCAGCUACGGGAGCUGAAAGAGAUGCAUAAGGAUUUCACGAAGGGACUGCAAAAGGCUGUCGAACGGGUACAGGAAGUGGAGGAAGGGUUAGGCAAGUUGGAACAUCGCGUCAUGGCCAUAGAGGAGAGAGUGGAAGAAGAGAUCUCCAAAAUCAAGCAGGAAAUGACAAGCCCAAGCCCUUUGAAGAGCCGAAGCCGUCUUGCAGCCGUUUUUGACGCCCCAAAUGCGGCCUCAAGCGCAACGAAAGGGCUCAAGAUUCCCCAUUACGACGGAACAACAUCCUGGACCGCGUUCAAGCUACAGUUCGAGACACUUAUGGAGGCUUAUGGUUGGACUCAGAAGGAAGCACAGUCAGCCCUCACCCUGGCCCUCCGUGAUCAAGCGCUCUCAGUGCUGGAAGCUAUCGGCGCAAGUGGGGAUCUCAGCUUUAGUGCCCUCCUCGACGCACUGGAGGCACGUUUUGGAGACAGCCACCUCGAGCACGUGUACAGAGCGCAAUUAAAAGAGCGUACUCAGCGUGCUAAUGAGAGCCUACAGCAAUGGUCCGUGGAAAUCGAGAAACUUGUGCGUCGAGCUUUCCGGUCGACUCCGUCAAUGAUUGAAGGCACGCUUCUCCAAGCAUUCAUUGACGGUAUUCGGGACCCCGAAGUACGAGCUGCUGUUCAUCUGGGCCAUCACAAGAACAUGAAAGAAGCUCUGGCCCAUGCAUUGGAAGUGGAAGCCGUGCGUGGCAACCCCCGUACCUUAGGUCUGCGGGAAAUGACGACAACGGAGCAGGUACCUCCACGCCGUCGGAACUUCGUGUGCUAUGGAUGCGGAGAGCGUGGGCACAUACGGAGCGACUGCCCGAAGAAGAUGAACCGCCAGGACGCGGCGGUCUCAACUUCUGACCAGCAGGGAAACUUAAAUCCAGCCAAGGCUGCGGGGUGGGCGCUGGCUGGAAGUGGAACAACCCCAACAAUCUACAUCAAGCAAACCAACGAUGGAAAUACACUGGUGAUAGACGGUCAAGUCCACCAAGAUGAUAAGAUGCCUCCCCUAAUUUGUGAGUUGUGCGUUGAUAAGGUGAAUGACUUCUACGAGUUUCUGGAGAUGUGUCGGCAGACUAACAAACGGACGAGGUUGAGGCUCGGUCUACCACCGCAGUCUAUGCCUAGAGGCGCUCCGGAUGCUGGUGAAUGUAUCCUGGGUCUGACGGAGCCGGUCUACGUCAAUGAUGAUUCAGAUGGAGAGCCGUUGUCCAAACAGAAGAAACAGCCCAAAGUGAAAGGCAAACGGGAACCCGAGCUAAAAGUCAAGCUGGAGCAGCAUCCAUUAACAGACCGCAAAGCCCGUUACACUCGACGCUCUCCCACACCGCCCCGAGUCACAAGACAGCGCCAGAACUCCAAGGAAGACAGCGGAUCCUUAAAUCGAGGCAAGGACACGAAAACGAAAUCUCCAAAAGUGACGCCUAAAUCUAUUCUAAAGAGAGAAUCUCAGUUGGGAGUUGUCAUGCUCACUCAGGAGUCUCAUUGGCGGUGGCACGGGCACUGGACCGCUCGGUUCCCUAUAAUAUGGUUGAGUUGGGCGGUGCUGGUGUACGUGUCAUUUAUAAGUGACAGAAAAAGAAAGAGCGACGAAAAAGGCGACUCCGUGCUGCCAGAUGAGACCCAACCCUUAAGAGUACGUAGUCAGCCUUUUGGGGAUAAGGAUUUCGGAGUAGGGAUUGGGAGAAGUAAGAAUUCGGCCCCUAGUAACCUCACUCACAAGGCGAAACACAACGCUGUGGUUGAUUCACGCCGGUUUUCUGAGGAGGACUCGCUAUUGACUCCUCGUCUGAAGAGGUCCAGGGACAGGGAACCGGUGAAAUUGGAAACGCCAGUGAAAAAAGUCAAAAUCGCCAUAAAACCGGCGUCUCCUCCCAAGAUUAUACCGAAAUCAUCACCAAAGUUGCCGAAAUCGGCCAAGUCUAGCAGCAAAACGGUACCGAAACGGUCGGUAUCGCCUCCCAGAUUGUACAAGUGCACCGUCUGUGGGCAAAACAGUAAAUCUCCACAAGCGAAUAGCAAUCACCAGAGAUCCCAUACCGUCGGAUUCACCAAUCCCAAGCUCUGGGCCGAGGUCGCGGUGCCUCAUUGCGCUUACCCCGCAACCUCGGCUGAACAUCAGCCCUAUAGGUCCCCGUCUGUGGUGGUCUAUUGGCUCUUUGAGGCGCGCGCGGAACGCUACGCGCCGUACGCUCGGGCCUGGUUCUGAUUAGCGUGCAACCCAUGCGGCGAGUGGUUCCGUUCGCCGGAAGACGCGGCGGCGCAUCAUCGGCGUCAUAAAACCAAAUGCAUUCCCUAUACAUGCAUCCGAUGCACCGCCAACUUUAGGCAGCUUGCCACUUACGACGAGCACUUCAGCAACAAUCAAUGCAUUCCGUUUCCUGAGAUGCCGGACGUUAAGUGUGAGGUUUGCUGGCAUAUGUUCGCUACAAAUAAGCUGUUAAGAGAUCAUCGCUGUCUUGGAGAGGAAAACAGACCGGGCGGUAAAUGUCCGAAAUGCAAUAGAAAUUACGCGUUGCUGAGAAACUUGAAGAAACAUGAACCGAAUUGUACGGCGAAGAAGAAAGGUGAAAUAAACGUGGAUCCGGAAUUAUUGAAGACGUUGAAGCCGCUUCAAGUUCGCGUGUCUCGCUGUGAUCCUUUACUGAAGAACGUGAAACAGGAGCAUUACGAUGUGUCCAACGUUCGUUAUGAUUACGGCCUUGACAAGAACUGUUACUACCCAUACAUACUAGGCGUCCGUAUCAAGCGAGAACCCUACUUUGACCAUAUGGUUGAUAUCAGGGACGAUAUCAAGAACGAAUUCUACGACGCCGAAGACUACGUUCAUUGGGACUCCGAGAGCGAAAGCGACGCAGAAUCCUGCUCUCUCAUCUCCGAAAAAGAAAAGAAAAUAGACUCCCUAGCGAAACUAAGUCUAAAAACUCUAUUCUCCAGAAAAUGUCUCGGUAAAGUGCCGAAAAAGAGAAGAAGAGUCAAACCGGAGAAGAAUUUGUUUGACUCCCUUCUAACGGAAGAAGAUGACGUUUCUAACGAUAUUAAUAACAUAAUUAAUAAUUUACGAGAUGAUAAUGAUAACGAUAAUGAUAAUGGCGGAGAUAGAAAUAAAGACAAUGAAUUUAACGAUAGUGUUAAAGUUAAUAAUGAUGACCAAAAUAACGGAGAUAAGUUUAGUGAAGUGGUUAAUAGUAACGACGGUGUCGAUAAUAACGAUAGUUUAGCUGUAAGUAACGAUGGAAGUGAGAUAAGUGGUGAGUGCAAUGUUACAAGUUCAAAUAAUUUAAUUAGUGUCAAAGAUAACGAUGGGAGGAGUAUAGAUAAUGUUAAUAACGGUACUAUUAAUGAUUUAAGUUUUAACGAUAACGGAGUUAUAGGUAAUGAUGUUAAGAAUAACGAUUCGAAUACAAAUAGUAAUGUAGAUAAUUGUAAUAAUAAGGAAAUUAAUGAAAGUGAAAAGAAUGAUGUUUCUAACGAUAAUAGUUCUUUUUCUAAUGAUGAUAGAGUUGAAAAUUGUAAGUCGAUUAAUCAUGAAAAUGCUAAAAAGGAUGGUAUUGAUGAGAAUAGUCAGGAAUCUAGUUCAAUAGGUACUGCUAGCGAAAGUUUAUUAAAUGAUUAUACUCAAAGCGAUGGAGCUAGUGAAUGUGAGAAAGAAAAUGCCGACAUCGAUAAAAAUAAUGUCGAUAAUCCCACAACACUAUCAGAAAAUAACGAUGAAAAUAAAUCGCUAACUGAUAACUCCAGUGUAGAUCCGAAACUAACGGAAAACGAAACGAAUUCGUCACAAGAUACAACAGAAAAUCAAUGCAAAGAUGAUUUUAACGAGAAUAAUCGUUAUGUUAGUAAUAACGAUGUGAAAAAUACCGUUAGUGUCAUAGUCAGUAACGAUAGAGUGAAGAAUUCUGAGACAGACGACGAUGAUAAGCUAAUGGCAGCGUUAGAUGCUGAAAUUGGUGAAAAUAACGAAAAUUCCCGUGAAAAUAAAGAUAGCUAUAACGAUAAUAUAGCUCUUGAUGAUAUUUUACAAGCUAAAACAGCUAAUAUGGAUUUGAUUUCCGAGGAAUAUAAUUUUGAUGCUUAA
Spodoptera exigua (beet armyworm) is the source of this 4491-nucleotide messenger RNA. The record is from the annotation of a GenBank genome assembly. NCBI's taxonomy places the organism in Eukaryota, Metazoa, Arthropoda, Insecta, Lepidoptera, Noctuidae.